Molecule: messenger RNA, 2449 nt
Organism: Marmota flaviventris (yellow-bellied marmot)
Lineage: Eukaryota; Metazoa; Chordata; Mammalia; Rodentia; Sciuridae
Gene: Foxf2
Product: forkhead box F2
Biological process (GO): regulation of transcription by RNA polymerase II; animal organ morphogenesis
Cellular component (GO): nucleus
Molecular function (GO): DNA-binding transcription factor activity, RNA polymerase II-specific; RNA polymerase II cis-regulatory region sequence-specific DNA binding
Source: RefSeq, a predicted model, not a curated record
AGAAGCGCUCCUGAAGGGAGACGUCGGGUUCGUCCCCGGGGUCCCCGCCGCGGUCGUAGCUCACGGGCGCUGCCUCCCGGCGUCCGGCCGCUUCGGCUCCGCGGCCUGGGAGGAGGUUGCGCAAGGCGGGGGCCCGAGCCUCGAAAAGGGAUGCGCCGGGCGUUGCCUCCAGCCCGCCGCCGCCGCCGCCGCCAGAAGCCCCAGAAGAGCUGAGGGAGGCGACGCCGAAGCGCUGGCCCGGAGUGACCACGGCUGCAGCCCGGGCGGCGGGCUAGGGCGCUCGCCCGGCUUCUGGGCCGACCCCGUUCUUGCGCCUCCGCUCCCGGCCAGGGGCCCGCCCCCCAGGCCGGGCCUCGCUCCCGGGUCCCAGAUGACUACCGAGGGCGGGCCGCCGCCGCCCCCGCCGCGCCCGCCGCCAGCCCCGCUCCGCCGCGCGUGCAGCCCGGCCCCCGGCGCGCUCCAGGCCGCCUUGAUGAGCCCGCCGCCCCCCGCCGCCGCCGCCGCCCUGGAGACCACCUCGUCCUCGUCGUCGUCGUCCUCCACCUCCUGUGCCUCGUCCUCCUCCAACUCGGCCAGCGCUCCCUCGGCCGCCUGCAAGAGCUCGGCUGGCGGCAGCGGCUCGGGCGCGGGGAGCGGGGGCACCAAGAAGGCGAACUCGGGGCUACGGCGUCCCGAGAAGCCGCCGUACUCUUACAUCGCGCUCAUCGUCAUGGCCAUCCAGAGCUCCCCCAGCAAGCGCCUGACGCUCAGCGAGAUCUACCAGUUCCUGCAGGCGCGCUUCCCCUUCUUCCGCGGCGCCUACCAGGGCUGGAAGAACUCGGUGCGCCACAACCUCUCUCUCAACGAGUGCUUCAUCAAGCUGCCCAAGGGCCUCGGACGGCCCGGCAAGGGCCACUACUGGACUAUCGAUCCGGCCAGCGAGUUUAUGUUCGAGGAGGGCUCUUUCCGCCGCCGGCCGCGCGGAUUCAGGCGGAAGUGCCAGGCGCUCAAGCCCAUGUACCAUCGCGUGGUGAGCGGCUUGGGCUUUGGGGCCUCGCUGCUGCCCCAGGGCUUCGACUUCCAGGCGCCCCCGUCGGCGCCUCUUGGCUGCCACGGCCAGGGCGGCUACGGUGGCCUCGACAUGAUGCCCGCAGGCUAUGAUGCCGGCGCAGGAGCCCCCGGCCACGCGCAUCCGCACCACCACCACCACCACCACGUCCCACACAUGUCGCCCAACCCGGGCUCCACCUACAUGGCCAGCUGCCCCGUGCCCCCGGGUCCCGGAGGCGUCGGUGCAGCCGGCGGUGGUGGUGGCGGCGGCGGCGGGGACUAUGGGCCGGACAGCAGCAGCAGCCCAGUGCCCUCAUCCCCAGCCAUGGCGAGCGCCAUCGAGUGCCACUCGCCCUACACGAGUCCUGCGGCGCAUUGGAGCUCGCCCGGCGCCUCGCCUUACCUCAAGCAGCCGCCCGCCCUGACGCCAAGCAGCAACCCCGCGGCCUCUGCAGGCCUGCACUCCAGCAUGUCCUCCUACUCGCUGGAGCAGAGCUACUUGCACCAGAAUGCCCGCGAGGACCUCUCAGUGGGACUGCCUCGUUACCAGCAUCACUCAACUCCAGUGUGUGACAGAAAAGAUUUCGUCCUCAAUUUCAAUGGCAUUUCUUCUUUCCAUCCUUCGGCAAGUGGGUCUUAUUAUCACCAUCACCACCAGAGCGUGUGUCAGGAUAUUAAGCCCUGUGUCAUGUGAAUGGACAAAGGCCACAUGAAGGCCCUCUCUCUUCUCUUUUCAUCUUCCCCUAAGGGGCAGAUAGGAACUUCGAAGGACUCACACAAUGUGCACGCGGAUAGCAGUAAGUAGCACUCUGUCACUUAGCCUGAAUGCCCAGGAAAGCCUCGUAUGCUGAUUUUUUGCCUACCAUUGGAAGAGAGAAAACCUUGGCAAGAUAAUGCACCAGAUGAGGGAGAGCAUGAACUAAGGGAUGGUAAAAACUUAAAACUCUGGGAUGGCCAUUGCCUUCAGUAAUCAGGGUCUGAAAAAAAGCAGACAAGUUGCGUGUAUGUGUGUGUUUUUUCUUGGUCUAUGAAAACUUGUGUGCUUUUCAAAAAGGCAGUGCUAAGCACAAGAUUUCAAGAAAGCCUCAUCUUGUUGCCUAGCUAGUUAGGAGAAUUCUGUUCCCCCCCCCCCAAACACUAGGUUUGUAUACAGGUGCCAAAGAACAUUAAGAAGAAAUGAUUUAGAACCAACCACAUCUAUUUUAAGAAAAUGGUUCUCAGUAUUGUGACAAUACAACAUUUUUACAAGGUUGUUUUCUACCACCAUAUUUUAAAGAUAUUUUUAUGAUCUUCGUGUAUACUCACACUUUGCUUGUAUUUUAAAAGGAGGAUAUAUUUGCACUUAUGUAUACUUUUACAGUUUGCCAAAAAAUAUUUUGAUGUAAAAUUUUUUUUCAAUAAAAUGUAUAUAACAAGUAGU